This is a messenger RNA of Oldenlandia corymbosa var. corymbosa, 1489 nucleotides long. The record is from the annotation of a GenBank genome assembly. Lineage: Eukaryota; Viridiplantae; Streptophyta; Magnoliopsida; Gentianales; Rubiaceae.
AUUUUGUCGUGAAGGUACUAAUGAUUACUAUAAUAUGCCAUGGUGAAUGAGGAAAAAAGAGCCACACACAAAACAACAGUCCCCAUUAAUCGAAUGGCCACCAACUCAGAAAUUCCAACCAUUGAUCUUUCUCCUUUCUUCAACCUAGUUGAUGAUGAUGAAGACAAGAGCAAGAAGAAAGUUGCAGAAAUGAUUAUCGAAGCAUGUUCUGAAUAUGGAUUUUUCCAGGUUGUGAAUCAUGGGGUGCCUUUACAUCUGCUCAACAAAACAAUGGAACUUUCGAAGAUAUAUUUCACUUUUCCAGAUGAAGAGAAGCUCAAAUGCAGCCCUAAAGCCGGCGCACUUCUUCCGGCGGGUUAUAGCAAGCAGCCGGAGGUCUCGCCGAAUAAGAAUGAGUAUCUUGUUAUGUUUUCUGCUGACACCGGCCACAAUUUGCUGCCCACAAAUCCACCUGAAUUCAAGGAAUCCCUGGAAGAGCUGUUCAGCUAUCUCUCCAAGACUAGUCAAAUAUUGGAGAGCAUCAUAAAUGAUUGCCUUGGUCUCCCUCCCAACUUUCUCAAAGAAUUUAAUCAUGAUAGGAGCUGGGAUCUUUUGGUGGCCUUUCAUUAUUUUCCAGCAACUGAAAUGGAAGAUACUGGACUACUUGAACACGAAGAUGUAAACUGCAUUAGUUUUGUGGUUCAAGAUGAAGCCGGCGGUCUUGAAGUUCGAAAGGAUGGUCAAUGGAUUCCCGUCGUCCCUGAACCGGGCAAAAUUGUUGUGAAUAUAGGCGAUGUCAUUCAGGUACUAAGUAACACUAAAUUUAAAAGUGCUACUCAUAGAGUUGUGAGGCCGAAAGGAAGAAGUAGGCAUUCCUUGGCCUUUUUCUACAGUUUACAUGGAGACAAAUGGGUUGAACCAUUGCCACCAUUUACUAAAGAGAUUGGAGAGCCAGCAAAAUACAAAGGGUUUUUCUAUAAGGAGUACCAGGAUAUGAGAAGGAAGAGCAUGACUCAUACACCAGCCAGAGCUGAGGAUAUCAUCCGCAUCACUCAUUAUUCUGUUUGAACCCCUUGAGAUAAUACGCACAUCCGAGAUUGUGGGACGAAAGGAGGACAAAUUAAGAAAAUUGGGUGCAGCAACAUAAAUUCAUUCAUUGCUAGCAAAAGAUAUAAAUUUUGAGUGCAGAGGUUUGGACUGCCAUGCGAUUUUUAGUUUAAUCUCUCCCUCUCUCUUUUGUUUUUUUUGGGAGAGUAAUUUGUGUUGCUUUACUAUUUGAACUUAAUUGUGAUACUGUGGGUUAAAGCAUGUACUUCUGAAACUUUCUUCUUUAUUGGAUUUAAAAAAAUCAUAAAAUACUGUUAUUAAGUUAUUUGGACGCUCCUAGCUUAAACUACAAUGUUUAUGGUGCUUAUGUAUUUAUUUAUUUUUUUGCUAAUACCGAUUGUUGGUCGGAAGAUGAGUAGUAUUCACAAAGACUAAGAAAAUAUGAAUACAAAAAAAUUCGAGA